This is a messenger RNA of Lodderomyces pseudojiufengensis, 1737 nucleotides long. Its product is annotated as nucleobase:cation symporter-2 family protein. The record is from RefSeq and is a predicted model, not a curated record. Gene Ontology annotation, cellular component: membrane; fungal-type vacuole. Lineage: Eukaryota; Fungi; Ascomycota; Pichiomycetes; Serinales; Debaryomycetaceae. Bases 1 to 1737 code for a protein of 578 amino acids. Gene Ontology annotation, molecular function: xanthine transmembrane transporter activity. Gene Ontology annotation, biological process: xanthine transport; transmembrane transport. The transcript has a single exon.
AUGAUUGACUUCACCUCAACAACGAAAAAAAUCUAUAGAAAAUGGACAACAAAAGAAGGUUUAUUAGGUGAUUUUGAUUAUGCUUACUUAUUUGUUCCUGAAAUACCAUUCUUAAGUAAAGAACCUAAAACACAACCAUUUUUUGGUUUGAACUCAAAUAUGCCAUUAAUAUUGGGUGCUUUAUUAGGUUUACAACAUUGUUUAGCAAUGAUUGGGGGUUUAGUCACUGUUCCAAGGAUAAUUGCAACUUCAGCUAACUUAACACUGGAAGAUCAGACUUAUUUAAUCAGUACAGCAUUAUUAGUUGGUGGAAUUCUAUCAUGUAUACAAAUUUCAAGGUUUCAUAUUUGGAAAACUCGUUACUACUUUGGUUCAGGUAUAUUGACUGUUGUUGGACCAAGUUUUGCAACUUUACCAGUCACUUCUCAAAGUUUCCCAUUAAUGUAUAAAACAGGAGUUUGUCCUGUAGCUGAAGAUGGUACUUUUCUUCCUUGUCCAGAUGGAUAUGGUAAAAUUUUAGGAACUGGGAUUGUAUGUGGUUUAUUAGAAAUUGUUUUAUCAUUUUUACCACCUUUGGUAUUACAAAAGAUUUUUCCUCCAAUAGUUACUGGACCGGUAGUAUUAUUAAUAGGUGCACAUUUAGUUAAAGAUGGAUUUAAUGAUUGGUUAGGUGGUGCUGCUUGUCUAGGCGAAACGUGCCAUAUUGGUGAUUUUUCAAAUCCAUGGGGUUCUGCAAACUUUAUUGGCUUGGGGUUUUUGGUAUACGUUACUAUUAUUUUGUCAGAAAAAUUCGGCUCACCUAUAAUGAAGAGUUGUGCAGUAAUUAUUGGAAUGCUUGUAGGUAGUAUCGUUGCUGCAGCUUGUGGUAGUGGUUAUUUUGAUUCAACAAAAAUUACUGAAGCAAAAGUUGUAAGUUUUAUAUGGGUCAAAACUUUUAAACUAGGUAUUUAUGGUCCUGCUGUACUACCAUUUUUGGCAGUUUAUGUAGUGUUGAUGAUGGAAGCAAUCGGAGAUAUUACAGCAACAUCAGAUGCUUCAAGACUAGAGGUAGUAGGUGAGUUAUAUGAAUCAAGAAUUCAAGGUGGAGUACUAGCUGAUGGAUUGAACGGAAUUUUAGCAGGAUUAAUGACUAUUACUCCAAUGUCAAUUUUUGCUGAGAAUGUUGGUUUAGUAGCAAAUACUAAAUGUGCAAAUAGAAGAGCAGGAUUAUGGUGUGCUUUCUUUUUAAUUAUUAUGGGAAUUUUUUCAAAAUUUGCCGGAGCUAUAUUAUCAAUACCAAAUCCAGUUUUUGGUGCUGUUACUUCAUUUUUAUUCUGUUCAGUUGCAAUUUCAGGUAUAAAAAUCAUUUCAUCAAUUCCAUUUACAAGGAGGGAUAGAUUUAUUUUAACUGCUUCACUUUUACCUGGGUUGGGUGCUAGUUUGGUUCCUUCUUGGUUUGAUAAUUUUUUUACUUACUCUGGUAAUAAUAAUAGUCUUUCUGGAUUUUUAAAUGCUAUUACGUUGAUAAUGGAUUCUGGUUUUGCAAUAACUGGUUUUAUCGGAAUAAUUUUAAACUUGUUAAUACCUCAAAUUGAAGACGAAGUUGAGGAGAUAAAUGAACUAGUUUUGGAAAGUGUUGGCUCUACUGAUCAACAUGCGAGAGAAGAAUUUAUGAAAAAAGAGGGCAUGUCGUCAGCAAAAAAAAUUGAUAUUGGAAUUGUAAGAACUAUAGAUAAUGGUUUGGAUGAUUUAGUGUAA